GUGACGUCAUAGAGGCGACGGCCUUUUAUAUGUACGAUUUAUGGAUGGGACACACGCUCCUGUUGGAUCUCUUAAAUAUACGAUAGAAUGGAAAACAUUUGCAUUGACAGUUUAAUCCUUAAACUUCACGAUGUGAACGCGGUGAAGUUUGGAGAGUACAAGCUGAAGAGUGGCAUGACGACACCUAUUUAUAUCGAUCUGAGAGUUCUGGUAUCGCACCCUGCUCUCAUGAAUCAGGUGGCAAGUCUCAUCUACCAGCGAGUGCAAGAAGAGAAGCUACAGUUUGACUCAGUGUGUGGGGUUCCAUACACAGCCCUACCUUUGGCCACAAUUAUCUGCUCUAAACAUGAACUGCCCAUGCUCAUCAGGAGAAAGGAGGCCAAGGACUAUGGAACCAAGCGUGUGGUGGAGGGGUCGUAUCGUGAGGGGGAUCUCUGUCUGAUCAUUGAGGACACAGUGACUACUGGCAGCAGCAUCUUGGAGACUGCUGAAGUGCUCAACAAAGAGGGACUGAAGGUGACAGAUGCCAUUGUACUAAUGGACAGAAAUCAAGGUGGUGUGGAGAUGUUGCAUUCUGUGGGAAUCAAGCUCCAUCCUAUCAUCUCCAUGUCCAAGCUGCUCAAUGUGCUGCUGGCAGCCAAACGCAUCAACGAUCAAACUUUUCAGAGAGUCCGCAAGUUCAUCAUGGACAACAACACUUUCAGGCCGAAGGAGGAGAAUGCCAGUGAUGUUCCUGCCACCAAGAAGCCAUGUGUGGAGCAGAACCUGCAGCUGAGUUAUGCAGACAGAGCUAAACUUCCAAACAUUCACCCUCUGGCAUCGAAGCUGCUGAAGAUCAUGGACGAUAAGAGGUCUAACCUCUGUGUGUCUGCUGAUGUGACCAGCAGCAAGGAGCUUCUUCAGUUGGCCGACUCUCUAGGUCCCAAGAUCUGCAUGCUGAAGACACAUGUAGACAUCCUCAAGGACUACACAGUGGCCUUCAGCCAGAAACUGCAGGCAUUGGCCGAGAAACACAACUUCCUCAUCUUUGAAGAUCGCAAGUUUGCUGACAUUGGGAACACAGUCAAGCAUCAGUAUGAAGGUGGUUUGUACCAGAUCUCAUCUUGGUCCCACAUAGUGAAUGCUCAUGUGGUGCCGGGGCCCGGGGUGGUGGCGGGUCUGAGUGCUGUAGGAAAGACUCUGGGCCGAGGCUGUUUGCUCAUUGCACAGAUGAGCUCCCAGGGGUCGUUGGCUACUGGUGAAUACACAAAUACUGUGCUGAAGAUGGCAGAGGAUCACUCGGACUUUGUGAUCGGCUUUAUCUGUGUUUCUAAGAUCACCAAGAAGCCAGAGUUCAUCUACAUGACCCCUGGGGUUCAGAUGCAGGCUGGAGGUGAUAUGUUGGGCCAGCAGUACACAACUCCGGAGGAAGUUAUCCACAACCAUGGCUCUGAUGUCAUUAUUGUGGGACGGGGUGUGUUGGAGGCUCCUGAUAGGCUGAAAGCUGCCGAGUCAUACAGAAAGUCAGGCUGGGAUGCUUACACAAAGAGACUGAGCCAGAGUGGGCAAUAAGAGCUCAGGAGUAGCAUCUGCAUCAUUACAUCUAAUUUCAAAUUUCAACUAUAGAUGUAAUGAUGAUCUCUGCAGAUGAACUAGAACUAUUUAAUUUUACAUUGUCCAGGAACAGGAGUGUGCAUGUUAUUGUGCAUAUAGUCAUAUGUAUACAUGUGCAUCUGUACACCACACUGCCAAAUCAAAAUACACACCUGUUCCUGCACAAAUACAUAGUUUAUUAACAUUUGCAGGGGAUACCUGACAGGAGUAGGGAAUCAGACACUUUGUGUUCUUUUGAUCCUGUUUUAUGAAGAAGCUGCUUUAAAUGUUCUUCUGAUUCCCUCCUCUUGACCUUACAUCUGAUCCCCUGAGGUACGACCAGAUCUAAAAACGCUCACUUUGAGGAUGAACUACAGGUUACCUACAAUAAGUAGUUUUAUUUGAAAUCAGGUUUUUAAUUGUACAUUUUUCCCUGGGCUCCUAAAAUAAUCAGUCACUCAUCAACCAAGACCUCAUUCCACUGACAAAGAUGACCACGUCCAGUCAGCGUGAAGCCUUUCUUUCUCACUAGCCCACAGGUUUGUCGUUCAAAUAAGAGUGAGUGUGGCUCAAACGGUUUGAUUGUUGUAUAAUAUUAGUUAAUAUUAUACUAUGCAUCUUACACAUCACUGUUCACAAGAUUAGACAUACCAGUUAGUGCAAGACAGUGUCUUUAACACUUCAAAAACCUAACUCAUCUCUACUAGCAACAGUCUUUCACUCUGAACAAAUCAGCAUUAUUAAACAGUUUCAUAGUCUUGAUAUUAUUUAAUUUAUAGGUCAACUACAAAAUGAUAGCUUUUGAUUUGCCUGAUUGAUUGCGAUUGAGUACCCUGAAGAGAGCAGUCUGCUUGAUAUGAUUUCAGUCUUUCAGCGCCUGUAUUAUUAGCUGUAUGAUCAGUGUAGCCCCUCAGAUCAUUGUGAAUUACAAAACGAGGGAAUAAUGAUUGGAACCAGAUUAAUCAUCACACCUGACAUGAUUAAAUCCAACGCCGUCCACGUUGCCUAAUUUAAAAGAACAAAUGCUGAUUUGAGGCAAUAAUUGUCUUUAUAAUAUUCUCUUACACUGAACUUGCUUGGGUUUUUCUUCCAUAUAGUUUCCUUCCAUGUAGUUCCUGAGAUGCAGUGUCUACUUGAAUAAAUCUUAGAGUGGCAUGAAAAAGUACUGGAAUAAAAAAACUGGAAUUUUCUUUA
Messenger RNA from Seriola dumerili (greater amberjack), 2766 nucleotides. It is a transcript of the gene umps, whose product is annotated as uridine 5'-monophosphate synthase-like. The transcript has 10 exons. Lineage: Eukaryota; Metazoa; Chordata; Actinopteri; Carangiformes; Carangidae. The record is from RefSeq and is a predicted model, not a curated record. Gene Ontology annotation, biological process: 'de novo' pyrimidine nucleobase biosynthetic process; 'de novo' UMP biosynthetic process. Bases 88 to 1551 code for a protein of 487 amino acids. Gene Ontology annotation, molecular function: orotate phosphoribosyltransferase activity; orotidine-5'-phosphate decarboxylase activity.